Molecule: messenger RNA, 1603 nt
Organism: Phragmites australis (common reed)
Lineage: Eukaryota; Viridiplantae; Streptophyta; Magnoliopsida; Poales; Poaceae
Product: transcription factor RAX2-like
Exons: 3
Coding region: 281-1243 (320 amino acids)
Source: RefSeq, a predicted model, not a curated record
AAUACAAUCCUGCACAUUGACUUCUUACACCCCUCUCUCUCGCUCGCUCGUUAGUCUUAUAUAUUUUUUCAGUGCUCUUGUUGCCUUGUACUCUCUCCCCUUUCUCUCCUUGCUUUCUGUGCCCCUGAAAGGCCGUGUUUCUGUGUCAUCUAGCUAGAUACCACAGAGCAAGCAGCCUGCUCAGGCAGCUAGGAAAUUAACAAAACGUUGAGAGCAGUGAGAUUUGGUAGCUAGGUGUUGCUUUUGGCUUCGUUUGGGCACAUCGUCUUGUUGAGACCUCAUGGGGAGGGCUCCGUGCUGCGACAAGAACAAUGUGAAGAAAGGGCCGUGGUCUCCCGAGGAGGAUGCCAAGCUCAAGGAGUUCAUCGAGAAGCAUGGCACCGGUGGCAAUUGGAUUGCUCUCCCUCAGAAAGCAGGUUUGAGGAGAUGUGGCAAGAGCUGCAGGCUUAGAUGGCUAAACUACCUGAGGCCCAACAUUAAGCAUGGGGAGUUCACUGAGCACGAAGAUAGGGUUAUCUGCAGCAUGUAUGCCAGUAUAGGAAGCAGGUGGUCGAUCAUCGCGUCCCAGCUCCCCGGCCGGACCGACAAUGACAUCAAGAACUACUGGAACACCAAGCUGAAGAAGAAGCUCCUGAGCAGCUCCGCCGCUGCACCCCUACACCGCGCGCCGCGGCAGCACCACCGCCCCCUCAAUCUCAUGCUCCAACACUCGUCACCCUCCUUACCCCAACACACCUACAGCGGCUUCUUCCCCGGCGCCGCCUCUCUCCACGACUCCAUCAUCCCUGCAUUAACACUGCCACCAUCCCAUAACCAUAACUACAUGCUAAGCUCCGGCCAUGCCAUUCCAAAUGCCUCUUCACUGCUGCACGCACAAAGCGCAACACAACAGCAGCUUCACCACCAUGUGGUGAAGGAGGAGAGCGGCAGCAUGAUCGUGUUUGGUAGCGACCAGCAGAGCUGCAGCUCGUCGGACGGCGGUGCGUACAGCCAGUCGCAGUUCGGCCAUGGCAAGGAGCUGAGCUUCGAGGGCUACUACGGCUACAACAAUGGCAGUGUCGAGCAUGACCACAGGUUGCUUCAGCUUCAAGAUCAUUACCAGGCUCAGGUACCAGUCGACUACAACUACGAGGAGAUCAGGCAGCUGCUCAUGAGCUCAACCGACGGUAAUUUGCAUGGCGGCCACGGCCAGGACGGCGGCAUGGAAGGGUUCGACUCGCAAGGAAAGGUAACGAUGAUGUAAAUUAAUUGAGAGACAAGGAAAGGUGAUUGAUCAAGGUGCGUGUUUUACUGCUGUGAUUUUUUUUAUCGUGUAGUACUAGUGUUCGUGUGUGUAUCCUGUGUCAUGGCUGCAUACACGGGCAAGCGUAGCGCAUGUUACAGCAGCCUGUGUAUGUGACCGUGACAUAGGAUCGAGAUUCUCUGUCGCCUCACCUACUAUUGUUGUACUUCUCUCUUUUUCUCACCAGAGGUAUAGUGUCAUGAUCUACUGUGGAAACUGACUCUGUUUGGAGUCUUUGGGCAGGGCACUAUGGUGUACCUUCUCUUGGUUUGGUAAUACCGAUGUGUCUAAUCUUGUCUACACCUAGCUUUCUCUGUCUCA